Molecule: messenger RNA, 4009 nt
Organism: Carassius gibelio (silver crucian carp)
Lineage: Eukaryota; Metazoa; Chordata; Actinopteri; Cypriniformes; Cyprinidae
Product: numb-like protein
Exons: 9
Coding region: 307-2235 (642 amino acids)
Source: RefSeq, a predicted model, not a curated record
UUUGUUCCUCGGAGGCUGCAGCUCAGCACAUCCAGCCAAAUUCAAGUCUUUGUGCGUCAGCGCAUGUUUCUGUGGGCGAGGACACAUAUGGUGAUGAGACUGAGCACACGUGUUAUUGUCGCCUCCUACAAGUUAAUCUCUGAAGAGGAGGUGUGGUUGCCUCCUUCUUUUGGAUCCCAAAACUGAAUAUUCAACAGCGUUUUGCCUCAAGCUUUUCAAUCGAACAACAGUGUUGACUGAGAAACAUCCUCUGGUGGUUCGAUUUUGAUACUUUACCUGGCUUUGGUCUUCUGACAUCUCUCUGAAAUGAGUUUCAGCAAUGAUAUGGAUGAGACAGAAGAGGGGAGCAACAUAGAGUUCGAGAGCGUGGAGAUGAAUAAGCUUCGCCAGAGCCUGUGCAAGAAGAAGCCCUCCUACAUGCCGGAGGCCAGCCGGCCGCACCAGUGGCAGGCCGACGAAGAGGCUGUACGCAAGGGCAAAUGUAAUUUUCCUGUCCGGUACCUCGGUCUGGUGGAGGUCGACGAGUCCAGAGGGAUGCAUGUGUGCGAAGACGCAGUGAAAAAACUGAAAGUGAGUGGAAAAAAAACUGUCAAGGCUGUGCUUUGGGUGUCUGCCGACGGCUUGAGAGUAGUAGAUGACAAGACCAAGGACCUCAUUGUUGACCAGACCAUUGAGAAGGUGUCCUUCUGCGCACCUGACCGUAAUUAUGAUAAGGCAUUCUCCUACAUCUGUCGUGAUGGUACGACUCGUCGCUGGAUCUGCCACUGCUUCAUGGCCUUGAAGGACUCGGGCGAACGUUUGAGUCAUGCGGUGGGAUGCGCCUUUGCCGCUUGCCUCGAGCGGAAGCAACGCAGAGAGAAGGAGUGCGGGGUCACGGCUUCCUUCGAUGCAAGCCGCACAUCGUUUGUGAGGGAAGGCUCCUUCCGCGUCUCCUCUGCUGGACAGCAAAGUGACCGGGAGGACAUCAUGAAACAACAGCAGGUCAAAAAGAAAGAAGCAUGCAGCAUUUCUGCAGUGCCUCCUGGAAACGCUUCUCCUCCAGAGGGAGCGGCUUCACCGGGGGAUCGAGGAGAACCAGGCGGGCCUCACGCCAUCCCGCGCCGACACGCUCCUAUCGAGCAGCUGGUGCGCCAGGGCUCGUUCCGCGGCUUUCCACAUCUAAGCCAGAAGAACUCGCCUUUCAAACGCCAGCUCUCACUACGCUUGAAUGAUCUCCCAUCAAACCUGCAGCGCAAGACGGACUUCCAGACCAAGAACCCGGUUCCAGAGAUGGAUCUGUCAGUGGCAGGAGAGGCGGACAGCUUAAACGCUCUGUGCAGCCAAAUCAACAGCUCUUUCACCAAACCUUCUGAGGAUCAGUGUGCCAAAGCCACCAACAACUGCUUACCAGUUUACAGCGCUCCACCUGCCAUUCCUCCACCACCUGCUCCACUGCAAGCUACAAACUCAUGGGUUCAGACAGAGCCUGCUGUCCAGUCCCCUCCGCCCGUUCCUCAGGGUGGCCACAAACGAACCCCGUCCGAAGCAGAACGCUGGCUGGAGGAGGUGGCUAAAGUGGUGAAAGCCCAGCAGCAGACUCCACCAACCCUACCACCACCACCACCCAAUCAGCAACCUCCGCCCGUGCCCACAAUGCCCAUCGCCCCCGGCUCCCUCCCCUCCUCCAUGCAACCAUUCCCAAUGGCCUUUGACGUCACUCCUGCACCCGUAGGCAUGUUCGCCCAACAGCCUCUUCAACCGGCUUUUGUACCUAUGCAGCCAUACAUGCCCAGUCUGGCCAACAGCAUGACCUAUCCCAAUGCCAGUGUGCCCGUGGUGGGCAUCACACCGUCGCAGAUGGUGGCUAAUGUAUUCUGCACUGCGGCCGGGACAGGGGGUGGUGGAGCGGCGAUGGGGCUGAAGACAGGAACUCUUGGGGGUGGCCAACAAUCGGCUUUCCCCACACUUUCCGGAGGCUUCCCAACCACCGCAUUCACCCCUCCUCCAACCGUCAACGGCCACGCCCAUAACUCCUUUCCAGCAACAACCAUCACUACGGGUGUAACACAAAACGGUAGUACCGUAAAAAGUGCUACUGGUUGGCCCAUGGAGAGUCUAAAUCCGAAUCCCAUGGGCAGUUCCCAAGAAGCGGAGCAUUUUGAAGCAAAGUGGGCUGCUCUGGAGUCCAAAUCACAACCGAAGGCGCAAAACCCUUUUUCGAACGACUUACAAAAGAAUUUUGAGAUUGAACUAUAAUCUUAAGGAGACUCUGAAAGAGGCUGAACUAUUUCACACCCCAUUAACCCUUGCCUUGUUUUGUCUCCUAAAGGGGUGUCUUAUGCUCCUGGUCUGUUUGAGGGCAUUGGUUGUUGUAAGAGAUUAUUCGGUUGCAAUUUGCGUCAAUUCGAGAAUCAGGAGAACAGAAAGACCGUCAGAACACCUUUGGCACUUACAAGACAGCUUGAAAGAAGAACCUGCACAGUACUUUGACCAGUAAUGACCCAUGCUUGGAAAAUGAAUGGAAUUCUGAAAUUAGGGGAUGGUCGAAAUUUAUUUAUUGUUUGCCCUUACUUAUUUAUAUUGAACAGGAAGAAGAAUUAAAAGGGGAAUGUAUUGGCUACUUGAAAACUUGAUUCACCAAAUUAUGAAUAGAGUUACAUUAUCUAGAAUAACUCUGAGUUUACAUUGUGGUGUAAAUAGCAUGCUUUCAGUUUCUUUAUCGAUUGGCCAUUUCUGUUGCCAUUUGAAUUUUAUUAAUUCCAAAUGAAUCAUUGAAGCAUCUGCUUUGAACCAAGUGGAUACCAAAAGUUUCACCAACAGACACAUUCCAACCCUGAUUAUACAACCGAGUCCCAACAUGCAAUGGAAAACUAGACCUAAAUGCCACUGCAGUGACCUCUUUUAAUUGUAUAAUCUGUUUAGCCAGACCUGUUCAAAUAUAUGAGUUUGAUCAACCUUAAAAUUAUCUUCAGUGGGUUCAUGGGGCUUCUCAAUUGUUAGGAAUGUAUUUCAGAAACUCCGUGACCAUGCUAGGGCGGCAAAAUGACUAAAUGUAUUCGAAUGGGUGGUAUUGAAGAGCAAGUGUAAGAAAAUAUUAGAAAACGGUUAAAGAUGCAGGUUAUAGUGUUUGUUCUUUGCAAGCAAUGGAACAACUACAUGGACUUUUACAUUGGUCCCGUUCACGCAUGCUUAAACUAUUCCAUAUUACAGUAUGUUAAAACAUUGAAUAUGCAUAUUAGUCUUGACUUUUGUUUCUUAUCGCCACUUUUUCACUCGCUCUGGUCUGAGAAAGGGAAUAAUUGUCUUUAAUUGCAGGCGAAUAAUGACACACACACACACACACACUACAUAAUAAGAUCUCAUGCAGUUGUUGUAAAAAUAGAUUUGGAUUCUGCUCAUUCAAGAGGUUCAUAUGUUCCCAUCGUGGCACAUUUAUCGUUCAGUAAUUCUCAAUGGUUGUAUUUUUGUUUUCUUUGGAAACUGUCAUCCAACCGUACAAAUACGAUGCUGAAUGAUCUUUCUGGAGUGUGUGGAGCCUGCAGGAGUCAAAGCUAGACGAUCAAAGUCCGACUGCACACUGUGCUCUUCCUCUGGAGAUGUAAUAGCAGUGGACAUUCAAGGCAGGCACAAUGUUUUUAACUCAAAAGGCCAUUUUGACCGUCAUGUGUUGUAAACCUCCCGGUUUUGUUUAUUAGAGGGUGAAGCGGGUCUAUUGUGCACAAUGAAUCUAAAAAUAGUCAUUUUUCCAAAGAGAAUGCAUUUGUAAUUUGGCAAAGCAAUAUGUUGUAUGGCAUCAAAUGGAUGAAUAUAAUAUACUCAAUUGCCCUGGCUCUUUUAGUUCACACUCCCCCCUUGACAAACCAGGGAACUAAAUUACCUCAUGAAGUUGAUUGUAAACAUUAAUGUAGUGAUUACAAACCAGUGGAGAUUAUUUUUAAUCUUUAUUUACAGACUUUUGUAUUUAAACGUACAUAUUUCUAUUGUAAUUACAUUGUAUAAAAGAUAAAUAAAUAAUAUAAUAUAAACAAUG